AUGAUGGAGCUGAAGCAUUUCUGGAGAAACCUGAAUCUAGUCAGAAAGCUGAUGAGACUGCAAUCAGCAAUCAAUGCGGAGGUGGUUGGUCAGGCAGCCUCGGAAGUCAACCUGGAGGAAAUACUCAUAAGGAGCCUAAUUAAAAACGAAGUGCUAAAAAUCAAAGAAAUUUUUAAUUUUAUCGAAGGUCUAGAUGGUGAAGUCAUCCUUACUGGUGACUUCAACGCCAGACAUCCAAUAUGGGAGAGCGGGGCAAAGCCAUGUGUAAAAGGCAAGGUGAUAGCUGAAGAGGUUGUAGCAUCGAAAAUGGUGCUGCUCAACGACGGAAGACCAACAACGAUCCCACGCAUAAACGCAGAACCAACGGCGAUGGCUUCUGGAUACAUAGCGAGCAUCACGGAAUGGGAAGUAGUAGAAGAGGAGUUUGGAAGCUGUCACACGAGCAUAGUAAUGGACCUGCAACUAGACGUACCUACAGUGCCCGGAAAGCGAACCAAGGUGAACAAAAAGAAGGCAAUUGAGCUCCUAAACAGUAUACAACCCCAAUUUCUAUACAAUCCCGAAAAAAAGCAGAAUGUUUUCGAAGAAAACAUUAGAAAAGCCAGCUAUACCAUAACAAAUAAGAAAUCGAACUAUCUUAAGCGAUGGUGGAACCAGGACAUACAAUCAGCGUACAACGAAAAGAGGGAACAACUGAGAAUCUACAACCGGAACAAAACGCUGGAAAACCAACUUAAAAUGCAGAAGGCAAGGGCGGUGUUCAAGAGAACAGUAAGAAAGGAGAAAAGGAAACACGACACGGAACUAAAGGAGAAAAUCGACGAAUCGACGCCGGCUAAACAGAUAUGCAACAUCAUCAGAGGUCUAGAUACGGCUUUAACAGGCAACAAAAGAGGGGCGGACACGAACCCGUCUAAAGAGAUUGCAGAGAAGUUCAUAGGGAUGAACUACGAACAAAAAAAGGCGGAACUGAACACUCAUAAACUUAUCUUAGGACUGAGUACGGACGAGGAAGUAGAAGCACCACUCCAGUUCUCGGAAUUCAUGCGAGUUCUCAAGAGCAAGAAGGACCACUCGGCGGCAGGCAUGGACUACAUCUCGUACCACAUCCUGAAAGGAUUAAGAUGGGAAAUCCUAAUGGAAGUUUGCACACAGCUGGAUCGAGUCUGGAGAACCAACAACAUACCGAACUACUCGGCAAUAAGCUGUGUAAAUCAUGUAAUCAACUCGGUGAAGGAAGCCAAACAGGCCAAACAGUAUGCCUUAGCGGUAUUCCUAGAUCUGGACAAGGCAUUUGACUCGGUGAACUGCCAGACCCUACUAGCAACACUAGCACAGGAAAAAUACCAACCAAAGCUUUCGAAUGGAUAUUCGAGUAUCUGA
Messenger RNA from Ochlerotatus camptorhynchus, 1383 nucleotides. RefSeq lists its product as uncharacterized. Gene Ontology annotation, molecular function: catalytic activity. Lineage: Eukaryota; Metazoa; Arthropoda; Insecta; Diptera; Culicidae. Bases 1 to 1383 code for a protein of 460 amino acids. The record is from RefSeq and is a predicted model, not a curated record. The transcript is spliced from 3 exons.